UUUCAGUUGUGUGGUGGAAUUCCUGUUGAAGAGUCUUUCAACUUGAUUGCUCUUGACCCAUCAAAUGAUUGUUGUUUUGGAAAUAUUGUUCGUCAUGCUGUUCCACUCAACCUAGAAAGUUAUGAUGAGAAUGGUCUUUUAUUCCAGGCAAGAGUCUUUCUGCGAUCCUAUGAUUGUGAAGUUCUUUGUGAAGGUGAUAAGUGUGCCGAUUGCGAGAUGAAGGGAAAAUUUAUGCAAAAAUCUUUCGAGAAGAAAGCCGCCAAAGAAGCUCAUCAAGUCCCAAUCCACCUGCAACGGGUUGUUUGUAAACAAUUAGAAGAACGAAUAAGUGAGCUGGAAAUUGAAAUAUAA
This is a messenger RNA of Paramuricea clavata, 351 nucleotides long. The record is from the annotation of a GenBank genome assembly. Lineage: Eukaryota; Metazoa; Cnidaria; Anthozoa; Malacalcyonacea; Plexauridae.